This is a messenger RNA of Salvia miltiorrhiza (redroot sage), 588 nucleotides long. RefSeq names its product arabinogalactan protein 41-like. NCBI's taxonomy places the organism in Eukaryota, Viridiplantae, Streptophyta, Magnoliopsida, Lamiales, Lamiaceae. The transcript is spliced from 2 exons. The record is from RefSeq and is a predicted model, not a curated record. Bases 186 to 413 code for a protein of 75 amino acids.
CCUUCCACCACUCAUACACUUGCCUAUUUUUGCUUUUCCUUAACGCAUUCAAGGAGCAAUUCGUUGCUGCACUACUCUCUCUCUCUCUCUGCACGAAUAAAUUCUUAGGGGGGGAACUGCAGAGGGGAGAGAGGAACGAUUUUACAAAAAAAGAAAAAGAUAAAUAAUAAAAAAGGAAGCAGAAAAUGGCAGUGAAUUGUAAGUUUUCGGUAGGCAUUUUUGCUGCAUUUGCCCUUGUUUUCGCAAUCUUCAUGCCUGCUGUUCAAGGCCAGGGCCACGGCGCUUUCGCCCCUGCUCCUGCUCCAACCAGCGACGGAACUGCAAUCGACCAGGGCAUUGCAUAUGGGCUGAUGCUGUUAGCUUUGGUCCUUACAUACAUCAUCCACACCUUCGACGCCCCUUUCAGUAUCUGAAUUUCCAGUGCAGAGAGUUAGUCAUUUUUUUGGUGUUUAGGUUUUUUUUCUGGAAUUUCAUUUUGAUUGACUGCAAUAUGAGUUAUGAAUCAUGUUCACUGUGGAGAGAAGAAUUUCUGACUCGUUGUAUUCUUCCCGGGACAAGAUUUUAAUUUAUUUGUUGAUCUUAUCUCUA